CUCUAGUUGAAGGUGCGCUUUCCUUUGAUUGUUUAGAACCUCGGCAACAAAGGGCUUCUCUCUCAUAUCCAGCUUAUUAUCCUAUCUUAGUCUCUCCGGUUGAGUUUCUAGUUGCAGAGAAGAACAUGGAGCUCCACAACAAAGGGCUUCUCUCUAUCUGCAAUUGCCAUAUUACAAUCCAGUCCCUCUUUUUCGAUACCCAUUUUCUUGUUCGUUCUCUCGCUUGAACCUCUGAGGGACUUUGGAAAACCAGAACAUCUUUCAUCUAAAACUCAAUCUUCAUCUCCUUAAAUUCUUCUUCAAAACGAUAAUCCAACCCAAAAUCGAUAUCAGGAAAUAAGGUUUCAGAAACCCAAGAAAUCUUUGAAACCAGAGAGAGAGCUUAAAAUAAGUGUUUUGACCCAAUUCUAACCUCAAUCUCAUUCGUACAAGCUAACACCUCGGAUUCAAGAAACCCACCACUGAUAAUCUCAUAAGUAAGUUCAUCACCUGUAACUACUCAUGGAAGAUUUCAGCCGUUGAUUUGGCCUCUCAUGCGAUCAUGGCCAUUGAUUUUAGGUUAGCGGACUGACUCUAUGAACCCACCUACAGAGCCCAGUAACCGAUCAUCGUGGUCCUCCUACCUGCAAUCACUCACAUCGCAGGGCCUAUUCGUUGACGCCUUGCAACUUUGCCGCCGCAUCCACCUUCUCGACCUCCCCCUCGACCGCUUUGUCCUCCCACCCGCCCUUAAGGCCUGCUCCUCAUCUCCCUCUAACCUCCCUUUCUCUCUCCAGCUUCACGCCUACGCCCACAAAACCUCCUAUCUCUCCUUCACCUUCGUGAUCACCUCCCUCCUCUCUGCCUAUGUGAAACUCGCGGCAUUCAAAUCAGCCUAUAAACUGUUCGACGAAAUUCCCCAACCAACAGUUGUUGCUUGGAGUGCGUUCAUUGCCGGUCUCGCGCGCAAUGCUCCCUUUGCUCAUUCUUUAUCUCUCUUCAAACUCAUGCGUGUUUGUGGCCCCGACUUCAACUCUGCUACCAUGCUUGGCCUCCUCCCUGCGUGCACUCAACAAGCCCAUUUGUGCUCUCUCAUGGCCCUCCAUACUUGCAAUGUCAAGGUUGGAAUGCAAGUUUCUGAGCCCUCCGUCUCAAACUGCCUUGUGACUGCGUACGCCAAAUGCGGGAAUACCGCGCUCGCUCGUCAAGUAUUUGAUGAGACGUUGGAAAGAGAUUUAGUUGGCUGGAAUGCUAUGCUGUCGGCUUACUGCCAAAAUGGAGAGGCACACCGAGCUCUAGAAUUAUAUCAAGAGAUGGUAGCCAUUGGCGUUGAGCCUGACUCUGUUACCUUAGUCUGUGUCUUGAGCGCAUGCACCCACCUUGGGGCAAUCGCCACUGGGCUCGAGGCCCACGAGCGUACAAAAAGAUUUAUGCCCAACCUCCCUCUGUCAAACGCAAUUGUCAAUAUGUAUGCACGUUGUGGCGACCUUUCCAUGGCUCGUGCACACUUUGAUGAGAUGUCCAUUCGCACAGUUGUUACAUGGACCACACUCAUCUCAGGGUACGGUGCGCAUGGGCACGGUGCGGAAGGUGCCUACCUCUUCGACGCGAUGGUCGUGGGCAAUAUCAGGCCCGACGCUACAGCAUUCGUGGCUGUACUCUCAGCUUGUAGCCACGCAGGCCUAGUUGACAAGGCCCUAGCCUACUUUGCAAGCAUGAAACAAAACUAUAUGAUAGAACCUAGGCUAGAGCACUAUGCCUGCAUGGUUGAUGUGUUAGGCCGGGCUGGUCGGCUUGAUGAGGCCAUUGCCCUCAUCGAGGCCAUGCGUGUAGAACCUGAUGGGGCGGUUUGGGGGGCCUUGCUCGGGGCUUGUAGGAUACAUCUUAAUGUUAGGCUGGCCGAGAAAGCGGCAAACCAAGUAUUCCAGAUUGAACCGAACAAUGUGGGUUACUAUGUUCUUCUGUCAAAUAUAUACGCCUCUGCAAAGGACCACAGAGGAGUGGCCAAAAUCCGAGCUUUGAUGAGAGAGAGGGGGCUCAAGAAACCACCCGGUUUGAGCUACAUAGAGUUGGAGAGGCGGGUUCACGUGUUUAUGGCUGAUGAUCACUCGCACCCUCGGUCUGAGGCCAUUUACAAGGAGCUUGAGAGAUUGGAGAAGGCAUUGGAGGAGGUUGGGUAUGUGAGGGAUACAAGUGUAGCUGAUGCUUUAUUUGGGGUUGAGGAAGAGAGAAGAGGGGAGGUUUUGGGGGUGCACAGUGAGAGGUUAGCGGUUGUGUUCGGCUUGAUGUGCACAGGGAUGGGAGAGAGGAUAGUGGUGAUAAAGAAUCUUCGCGUGUGUGGUGAUUGCCAUGAGAUGAUCAAGUUUACAACUAUGGUUGCUAGCAGAGAGAUUGUAGUGAGAGAUGCAACACGGUUCCACCAUUUCAAGCAGGGGGCAUGCUCAUGCCGGGGUUACUGGUAGUAGCAAUGGCCAUUACUACAGUGUUGAUCCUCUCAUCAGAGACUUUGUUGAUACCUACCUUUUGGUAUAUGAUAUUUAAGUAGUGUAGGAUGUCUUAACAAUAGUGUUUAAAAAGUUCGAAACUGGCAGGACCAAGCCAUUGAUUCGGGUGAGUUUCUAAUCAGCUCGACCAAGUCCUGCUUUGGGAAAACAGUAUUUUUUAAGAAUAUUUACUGGAUAUAUUGAAGACUUGAGCAUGAUUGGGUAGACUCGACAAAAAUCAGAUCUGAUUUGAAUCAUCCAAGACUGGCUUCACUUGGAAUCGGCUUGAGCUAAGGAAUGACACAGUGGAUGAACGAAACAACUCAGUCGGGACAUCAGAAAGAUAUACUAGUAAACUGUUUGAAACGCAAUUCUAUUUCAGCAUACAAACCCAUUUAAAAUCCACAUGUACUAAUGUUUGAGGAAAAUGAUAUCAAGUCAAGAUUAAGAUAUGAUAACACAUAGUCUGCUCAAGGAGAAAAUAGGCUCAUCUUCACCAUUACUUAUUGAGAAUAGACUGUGGAGAUCACAUGUAUCAUACUUUUGGUGUGAUACGUGUACAAUAGUGUAAAAUCCCCAGAUCAAAUUAUGUUCUUGCUUCA
Messenger RNA from Amborella trichopoda, 3064 nucleotides. Its product is annotated as putative pentatricopeptide repeat-containing protein At3g11460, mitochondrial. Gene Ontology annotation, biological process: RNA modification. Gene Ontology annotation, molecular function: zinc ion binding; protein binding; RNA binding. Lineage: Eukaryota; Viridiplantae; Streptophyta; Magnoliopsida; Amborellales; Amborellaceae. The record is from RefSeq and is a predicted model, not a curated record.